AUGUCAUUGUCUUCGACGAUAUCUCGGCUAGCAGUUCCGGCCGCAGUUGCAGUCGCUCUGGUCCAGUCCAGUUUAUAUGAUGUUCCUGGAGGCUACCGGGCUGUUAUGUUCGACAGGUUCGCAGGGGUAAAAGAACGCGCUACGGACGAGGGGACACAUUUCUUGGUACCAUGGUUGCAGCGUGCUAUCCUCUACGACUGCCGUAUCAAACCUAGAAACAUUUCGACGACGACGGGCUCCAAGGAUCUUCAAAUGGUGUCAAUCACACUUCGCGUCCUUUCACGUCCCGAUGUCGAACACCUAUCCAAAAUCUACCAAUCUCUAGGCCUCGAUUAUGACGAAAGGGUGCUUCCGUCGAUUGGAAAUGAAGUGCUCAAGAGUAUUGUAGCACAGUUCGAUGCAGCAGAGUUGAUUACACAGCGGGAAGUGGUAUCUUCGAGAAUUCGCGCUGACCUGCUGCAACGCGCCGGGGAGUUUAACAUCAAGCUGGAAGAUGUUUCCAUCACACAUUUGACCUUCGGCAAGGAGUUCACACAAGCCGUCGAAGCCAAGCAAAUUGCCCAGCAAGACGCUGAGCGUGCUAAAUUCAUCGUCGAAAAGGCAGAGCAAGAGCGGCAGGCUGCAGUCAUCAGGGCUGAAGGAGAGGCUGAGGCAGCGGAGACCAUUUCCCGCGCGCUGGACAAGGCCGGUGAGGCGUUCGUGGCAUUCAGGAAGAUUGAAGCUGCCAAAGCGAUCGUGCAAUCGCUGUCUGCGAACCGGAAUGUGACGUAUAUUCCGAGUUCAGGAGGAAACGUGCUUCUCAAUGUCCCGACGGACAGGAAUGCGUAGUAGUGCGCGACUGUAUUUACCGUAGGGAUGUUCCCCGAUGUACCUGCCCUAGUGCCGUUGUUCGGC
Heterobasidion irregulare TC 32-1 is the source of this 894-nucleotide messenger RNA. RefSeq lists its product as uncharacterized. The record is from RefSeq and is a predicted model, not a curated record. Lineage: Eukaryota; Fungi; Basidiomycota; Agaricomycetes; Russulales; Bondarzewiaceae. Gene Ontology annotation, cellular component: membrane; mitochondrion. Bases 1 to 828 code for a protein of 275 amino acids. The transcript has 8 exons. Gene Ontology annotation, biological process: mitochondrion organization.